ACGAGAGCCAAAGGAAAAGUGUUACUGAGUACUUGAGCGUGGGAGAAUGGAGUCUCGAGAGAUAGGUGGUGAUGUGUCCUAAUAAACUGCCCUGCUUUGAGUGCUGGUUCAACUGGAAGAGAGGAUGAAGAGGAACCGAAGCUGGGAGAGAAUACUGGAAAAAAGGCAGGUCAGACAGGCGGGGCAGGGGCAGCUGAGGGGCGAAGCACGGUUGUGGGAGGCACAGCGAGACAACUGCACGGGCCAAGCCGAUUUGCCUUCAGCCCACCAACCAGCGCCGAGGCCUUAUCCUUAGAUGUAAGGCAUCAAACCCGAUUCGGAGGGGAUGGCGGGCC
Sodiomyces alkalinus F11 is the source of this 335-nucleotide messenger RNA. RefSeq lists its product as hypothetical. Lineage: Eukaryota; Fungi; Ascomycota; Sordariomycetes; Glomerellales; Plectosphaerellaceae. The record is from RefSeq and is a predicted model, not a curated record. Bases 125 to 295 code for a protein of 56 amino acids. The transcript has a single exon.